This is a messenger RNA of Aspergillus aculeatus ATCC 16872, 2412 nucleotides long. RefSeq names its product TFIIH/NER complex ATP-dependent 5'-3' DNA helicase subunit RAD3. Gene Ontology annotation, molecular function: ATP binding; DNA helicase activity; hydrolase activity, acting on acid anhydrides, in phosphorus-containing anhydrides. The record is from RefSeq and is a predicted model, not a curated record. Gene Ontology annotation, cellular component: nucleus. Lineage: Eukaryota; Fungi; Ascomycota; Eurotiomycetes; Eurotiales; Aspergillaceae. Bases 1 to 2412 code for a protein of 803 amino acids. Gene Ontology annotation, biological process: positive regulation of mitotic recombination; transcription by RNA polymerase II; nucleotide-excision repair. The transcript is spliced from 4 exons.
AUGAAGUUUUUCAUUGAUGAUCUCCCCGUGCUCUUCCCUUAUCCUCGCAUCUAUCCCGAGCAAUAUGCCUAUAUGUGCGAUCUCAAGAAGACCCUCGAUGCCGGGGGUCACUGUGUCUUGGAGAUGCCUUCGGGAACCGGAAAAACUGUCUCGCUGCUAUCGUUGAUCGUAGCAUAUCAGCAGCAUUAUCCCGAGCAUAGGAAGCUCAUCUACUGCUCUCGAACGAUGUCCGAGAUCGAGAAGGCGCUGGCCGAGCUGAAGGCCUUGAUGAGUUUCCGCGCCAAGGAGCUGGGAUACACUGAAGAUUUCCGCGCGCUUGGAUUAACCAGUCGAAAGAAUCUAUGUCUGCAUCCGUCGGUCAAGCGAGAAAAGAGUGGUACAGUGGUCGACGCAAGAUGUCGGAGUUUAACUGCGGGAUUCGUGAAGGAAAAGAAGGAGCGGGGCGAUGAUGUUGAGUUGUGCGUUUAUCAUGAGAAUCUUGACCUUCUCGAACCGCACAACCUCGUACCUCCGGGUGUCUUCACCCUUGAUGGGUUAAGUAGAUAUGGCGAAGAACACAAGCAAUGCCCAUACUUCUCAGCCCGUCGCAUGAUGCCUUUCUGUAACGUCAUCAUCUAUUCCUACCACUAUCUCCUCGAUCCGAAGAUUGCCGAAAGGGUGUCGAAAGAGCUCUCUAAAGACUGUAUAGUUGUCUUCGACGAGGCGCACAACAUCGACAACGUCUGUAUUGAAUCACUGAGUAUCGACUUGACUGAGGAUUCGUUGCGGAAGGCUACACGCGGCGCGAACAACCUCGAACGCAAAAUCAGCGAGAUGAAGAGCUCGGAUGCUGAGAAGCUCCAAAACGAAUAUACAAAGCUGGUUGAAGGACUUCGGGAAGCAGAGCAAGCUAGAGAGGAAGAUCAAUUCAUCUCAAAUCCAGUCCUUCCGGAUGACUUGCUCAAGGAAGCUGUACCAGGAAAUAUCCGUCGCGCCGAACACUUCGUCACCUUCCUCAAACGGUUCAUUGAAUACCUGAAGACCCGAAUGAAGGUCACACACACUAUCUCCGAAACACCACUAUCAUUCUUGACGCACGUCAAGGAUCUCACGUACAUCGAGCGAAAGCCAUUACGAUUCUGCGCUGAGCGUUUGACAUCACUCGUGCGCACGCUCGAACUCAUUAACAUCGAGGACUACCAACCGCUACAAGAGGUGGCAACCUUCGCUACCUUAGUUGCCACAUACGAAAAGGGCUUUCUGCUGAUCUUAGAGCCAUUCGAGUCGGAGGCAGCCACAGUCCCCAACCCGGUGCUGCAUUUCACCUGUUUAGAUGCCGCGAUAGCGAUCAAACCUGUCUUUGACCGAUUCAGCUCCGUCAUCAUCACAUCGGGUACCCUGUCGCCCCUCCAAAUGUACCCGAAGAUGCUAGGCUUCGAAACCGUCCUCCAGGAAUCAUACAGCAUGACACUCGCCCGCCGAUCCUUUCUGCCCAUGAUCGUCACGCGCGGAUCCGACCAAGCCCAGAUCUCCUCCUCGUUCCAGAUCCGCAACGACCCCGGUGUCGUGCGCAACUACGGCAACAUGGUCCUGGAGUUCUCCCGCAUCACCCCGGACGGCAUUGUCGUCUUCUUCCCGUCCUACCUCUACAUGGAAUCCAUCAUCAGCAUGUGGCAGGGCAUGGGCAUCCUGGAUUCCAUCUGGAACUACAAGCUGAUCCUCGUCGAGACCCCGGACGCGCAGGAGUCCUCGCUGGCGCUGGAAACCUACCGUACGGCGUGCUGCAACGGCCGCGGGGCCCUCCUCUUCUGCGUCGCGCGCGGCAAGGUCUCCGAGGGCAUCGAUUUCGACCACCACUACGGCCGUGCGGUGAUCAACAUUGGCGUGCCCUUCCAGUACACCGAAUCCCGCAUCCUGAAGGCACGCCUCGAGUUUCUCCGCGAGAACUACCGCAUCCGCGAGAACGACUUCCUCUCCUUCGACGCCAUGCGGCACGCCGCCCAGUGCCUGGGCCGCGUGCUCCGCGGUAAGGACGACUACGGGGUCAUGGUCCUGGCGGACCGGCGCUUCCAGAAGAAGCGCAACCAGCUCCCCAAGUGGAUCAGCCAGGCCAUGCUCGAAAGCGAGACCAACCUCAGCACCGACAUGGCCGUGGCCACCGCCAAGAACUUCCUGCGCACCAUGGCCCAGCCGUUCAAGGCGCGCGACCAGGAAGGCAUCUCCACGUGGAGCCUGGCGGACUUGGAGAAGCAUCGCGAGAAGCAGAUGAUCGAGGAGGAGAGGCUGCAGCGGGAAGAGGAGCUCGCCAAUGCGCGGGCCGCCAAUGGUGCUGGUGCUUAUUAUGGUGGCGGCGGCGGCGGUGCCGCUGCCCCGCCGGACGAUGAGUUCGACGAUGAUAUUGAUGAAGAUCUAAUGAUGUUGGAUGCUCAGUGA